Molecule: messenger RNA, 2242 nt
Organism: Zea mays
Lineage: Eukaryota; Viridiplantae; Streptophyta; Magnoliopsida; Poales; Poaceae
Exons: 3
Coding region: 580-2058 (492 amino acids)
Molecular function (GO): ADP binding
Source: RefSeq, a predicted model, not a curated record
AUACACUUCUGGUGUAAGGUGCUGAGCUUCUUGAGAGGGUUCAUCCAGAAGCAUAUCUGCAAAUUCGGUGUGCAUCCUUUUGAACUUCUAAACAAAAACAAGCCUGUACAGCUUGGAAGAAUGGCUUCACUUUCUGAAGAUUUCAUGAUUUGUCAUGAGUAUCGCUGCUCUCCCCAAGAGGGGGUUCCAGAGAUAAGAAUGCAAGAUGUGAUGUAUGGAAGCAAUAAGAAGCAAGGAAAAUUUGAGGUCCUAGGAUGGAGAUCUCAGAUACCCCCCUACUACAGCUAUGUCUAUGUUUGUGAGAUUCGAGAGCGAAAAAUUACAGGUGCAAAGAGGAAGCACUGUGUGGAAGAUGGAGCCACAUCCAGUUAAUUGUAUCAUUUUCUGGUUUAUGCAGGCAGGUACUCUAUGGAUAAAUUACAUAAUCAUGGAUGUUGAUGGCUCAGUGGUUCACUCAGCGAAGGCUUGGAAUGGAAUUCAACAGUCAAGUGCUAUACGUAUUCUCUGGAAUAGCUAACUGGUAGCAACGAAAUAAAAAAGACAAAUCAGAAUAACCAGAAUACAGGAAGGGGAACUCACAUGGAAAGUUUUCUUCCUGCAGCCCUGGGAGAGCUCAUGGCUCAACACAUAAACUUCAUCAUCAACAAGUGCUUCAAGCCGCACACAAUGGUCAUGGAGGAAAGCCUACAAAGGGCUCUUCUCCGAGCACAGGUCAUCGAUGAGGAGGCCAUGGGACGGCACAUCACAAAUCAAGCCAUGAUCCAGCAGCUGGGCAUGCUGAGAGAUGCCAUGCACCGAGGCUAUUACGCGCUCGAUGCCUUCAGGUACCAGCCUCACUGUGGAGAGGACUGCAAUGAUCCAGCUAUUAGGGGCAUGCUAUCCCUAUCCAAGGUACCCUCUCCAAAGGAACCCUAUUUCUUCAGCCAAACUGCGCAGUCCCGGGUACAACUACAAGAUGCACUUGACGGAUUGAGUUCCAUGAUUGUUGAUCUAAAUGAGUCAGUCAUGUUCUUGAUGAGCUAUCCUCGUCUAUACCGCCAACCUUACAGCAUGCAUAUCCUACUGGCUAACUGCAUGUUUGGUCGCCAUAUGGAAGCAGAACUUGUUGUUAAAUUUCUGUUGCACACACCCCCUCACUGCUCUCGAGAAUUGGAGGUCAUGCCAAUUGUGGGGCCACCCAGAGUCGGCAAGAGUACCUUAGUGGCUCAUGUUUGCAAGGACGGAAGAGUCUGUGAUUAUUUCUCAGAAAUCUUGUGGUUGUGCGAGUCUGAUUUUACAAGUGAUGAGCUAGCUGGCAGACAAGGGUGUGGAAUGAAACGUCAAAAUUGUAUGCCAAACUUGAACAGAGGCAAGAGAUUGCUUGUUGUUAUUGAACUGUGUGGAAAUCUAUAUGAAGAUGCAUGGAAUAGGCUGUACCUUGUUUCCAAACGGAGCUUUCCUAGUGGUAGUAAAAUCAUAGUCACAAGCCAUUCAGACACGAUUGUAAAGUUUGGAACAACACCGGCUCUAACUCUGAAGCCUCUGUCCCAUGAGGCGUACUGGUAUUUCUUCAAGGCUCUUACGUUUGAAAGCAUGGAUCCCAAGAUGCAUCCAACGCUUGCACAGCUUGCAAUGGAGAUAGCUAGAAUGUUGCAUGGUUCGUUCCAUGGUGCACACAUCACAUCUUAUUUGCUGAGGGAAAAAUUUAACAUACACUUUUGGUUCAAGUUUCUGUGCUUCUUGAGAGGGUUCAUCCAGAAGCAUGUCUCCGAGAUCGGUGUCAAUCCAUUUGAUCUUCUGAACCAAAAUAGACCUGUACAACAUGGAAGAAUGGCUACACCUUCCGAAGAUUUAAUAGUUUGUCAUCAGUAUCACCGUUCUUCACAAGAGGAGGUUCCGGAGAUAAGGAUCCAAGAUGUGCUGUAUGGAAGCACUAAGAGACAUGGAAAAUUUGAGGUCCUAGUAUGGAGAUCUCAGAUACCCCCUUACUACAGCUAUGUCAAUGUUUGUGAGAUUCGAGAGCGUAAAAUUACAGGUGCUAAGAGGAAGCACCCUAUGAAAGAUAGAACUACUUUCUGAUAAUUUUGUAAUUUUUCUGGUUUAUGCAGGAACACACACACAUUCAUCUUAUAUUCACUUUUUUGGGGUCGGAUGUCAUAAGUUACAGCAGAGUCAAUUAUGAAGUGUAACUGUUAUGUUUUCAUAUCUGAAGUGUAAGUGUUUAUCUACAAAAUAACACAUGAGCCAGAGUUAUAUGUUUUCA